This is a messenger RNA of Euleptes europaea (tarantolino), 729 nucleotides long. Its product is annotated as glutathione S-transferase theta-1-like. The record is from RefSeq and is a predicted model, not a curated record. Gene Ontology annotation, biological process: glutathione metabolic process. Gene Ontology annotation, cellular component: cytoplasm. The transcript has 5 exons. Gene Ontology annotation, molecular function: glutathione transferase activity. Lineage: Eukaryota; Metazoa; Chordata; Lepidosauria; Squamata; Sphaerodactylidae. Bases 1 to 729 code for a protein of 242 amino acids.
AUGGUGCUAGAACUCUACUUAGACCUCCUCUCCCAGCCCUGCAGGGCGGUCUACAUCUUUGCCAAGAAGAACAACAUCCCUUUCGUUGUGAAAAACAUAGAGAUGCUUAAAGGGCAGCAUUUCAGUGAAGAAGUUAACAAGGUGAAUGUCCUAAGGAAAGUACCAGUUCUGAAAGAUGGCGAUUAUACUUUAGAGGAGAGCACAGCCAUCCUUCUAUAUCUGACCCGCAAGUACAAUACACCCAGUCACUGGUACCCCCCUGACAUGAAGAAGCGAGGUCGUGUCGAUGAAUAUUUGGCCUGGCAACACUGCACCAUCCGACCAAGUGCUUCUAAAAUCUUAUGGCUCAAGGUGGUGAUCCCUCUCUUCUUAGGUCAGCAAACACCCCCUGAGAAGCUGCAAGAUGCGAUCGAUGAUCUGAAUGGUUCCUUGCGGAAGCUGGAAGAUAAGUUCCUGCAAGAUAAGCCCUUCAUUGUUGGCACUGAAAUCUCCCUGGCUGACCUGGUGGCUAUUGUGGAGCUCAUGCAGCCCCUAGGUGCUGGAUGGGAUAUCUUCGAGAACCACCCUAAACUCCUAGAGUGGCGCAGGAGGGUUGAGGGUACUGUGGGGAAGGAGCUCUUCAUGGAAGCGCACGCGCGGAUCCUGAACACCAAUGAACUGAAGAACCUGUGCGUCGCAGCCCCACUGCAAACUCAAAUGAAGCCCAUGCUGCUGAAGAUGCUGAAAUAA